AUGGUCCAUCACAGGUCCACCAAAGGAGCGUCCAAAGCGAGACGCGACCACAUCAAUCACGAGAUCAGGAAUAUGCGAGCUCUGCUGCCAAUCCCCCAAGAGGAGCAGGAGCGCCUCUCUUACCUGCACUCCAUGUCCGCCAUCUGCACCUACAUCAGGAAGUCGGUUGUCUUCAAGGGGAUCCCCUCGGGCGACGGCUGCUCUCUGCCUUAUGAGGCCUUUCUUCAAGCCCUGCAUGGCUUCAUCCUGGUCACUACCGCCCAAGGGAGGCUGGUCUACGUGUCGGAAAAUGUGGCCCAAUAUCUCGGCCUUUCCAUGGUAGACGUGCUUCAAGGAGACAGCAUAUACGACAUGGUGGAACGUGCUGACAUCCACACUGUCCAGUCCACCUUGAAAGGAUACGGCGGAAAGAGGGCAUCGUCAGAGAGGAGCUUUGUAUGCUGCAUGCAGACCUCCAGGGCCUUCAAACAGCAGCAUGGCAGCUGCUCCAUGCUGGUCAGAGGCAGCUUCCAAUCCUUCCAUCAGAACUGUCCAGUCCCCAACAGCCAGUCCCUUUUUGUGGCGCUGUGCACCCCCACAGUGGACCGCCUGAGGGACACAGAGUCCCACUUGUGUCCCAGCUUCCACAGCAAACACAACUUGGACAUGAGCUUGGCGCAGCUCUCGCACAGUGUUUUCUACUUUUUGGGGUACUCAGCGGACGAAAUGGUGGGGCGAUCGUGGUACACUUUAAUCCAUCCAGAAGAUCUGUCUUCAAGCUUGACUUACCACAGAGAGAUUUUGCAAGCAGACGAGGGCAUCCAGCUGAGGAUGGUGCUGAGACUUCAAUGCAAAGAUCUGUCAUGGACUUGGUGCUACAUUUGUACUAACAAAGAGGCCACUAACAUCUUCUGCACUAACUUCAUCAUAAGUGAAGCAGAGGCCCGGUUUCUGCAGAAGACAAACUGCAAUGAUGCACUCAGCUCAUCAUCCUUAUCGUCACCAUCAUCCUCAUCCCCAUCAUCCUCAUCAUCAUCAGUGGAAAGUGAACAGACUGAAAGUCUGACCUCCAGAUGCUUUAAGAGGCAGCGGACGUCAAACAGCCGGAGUGAGGACGUAGCUUCCAGACCCAAGAUGGAGUCUGAUGAAGACAUUUACUAUGCGGUGCACGCCUCAGCUCCUCCUCUGGGGGGCAGCCCUGCUCUCUUCUCUCCUCCCUACAGUCCUGCCUCCUGCAGCUCCCCCGCUCAGCAAGAAGUGCUGGGCCGUGACCUUCUGAUGGAUGUGCGCGGAUACGCCGAUCAGCUGUUGUCCUCCCCUGAGGCUUCUUCUCCCUCCUACUUCUCCUACCCCGAAGCGGCGCUCACCUGUCACCUUUCACCCCGCGACGCCCUCCCCCCGCAGCCCACCUUCGAGCAGGAAGCCUACGCCACCCUCGACCCCCGCUCUCCGCUCUCGCCUUCAUCGCCGGCGUAUGAUUUCCCAGCCUGCGCGUCCGACGCUCGAUCCGUUCCAGAUGGCUUCUCUGUGUCGGACAUGAGCGAGAGCUCCGUGGACCGUGUCCUGCAUCAGGAGGACUUCAGCCUCCUGGAGCCGCCGGAAGAUGGCAGCCUUGACCAAGUGCACCACGUUCCCCAGCUGGGGUUGCUUCCCACGCCCAAUCAGUCGCCGCCGUCCAUGACGUCUGAGGUGUACAACGAGACGGAGCAGGCGGAGAUCAGCAUCCUGGCUCAGCAGAUCUCCUCCUUGGCGUGCAGUUUCGACAUGUUCGGCCCCGUCAAUUCUCUCCAAAGUGUCCAAACCAUGUCCCAGCAAGUCUGCUCGUAUGCUUGGCCUUCGCCCUCUGGCGUCCAUGCUAAACCUGACCUGCCAUUGUUAGACAGCCUCCUCAAAGACCUGGACAUGAGUCCGCCCUUCGCAGGGAACACUCUGCCCACCAGCGGCGCGGCUUUACAUCCCUUCAGCCUUCAGUCGGUAUGCCGCGAACAAACCACAGAGUUGCAUCAACUUAACCACUUUAUGCAAACUGGCCUCCAGCAAGGACAUUUCUGUUAA
This is a messenger RNA of Nerophis ophidion (straightnose pipefish), 2034 nucleotides long. RefSeq names its product neuronal PAS domain protein 4 like (gene npas4l). Gene Ontology annotation, molecular function: RNA polymerase II transcription regulatory region sequence-specific DNA binding; DNA-binding transcription factor activity, RNA polymerase II-specific. The record is from RefSeq and is a predicted model, not a curated record. The transcript has 7 exons. Gene Ontology annotation, biological process: regulation of transcription by RNA polymerase II. The coding region runs from base 1 to 2034 and encodes 677 amino acids. Lineage: Eukaryota; Metazoa; Chordata; Actinopteri; Syngnathiformes; Syngnathidae.